This is a messenger RNA of Cricetulus griseus (Chinese hamster), 231 nucleotides long. The record is from RefSeq and is a predicted model, not a curated record. Lineage: Eukaryota; Metazoa; Chordata; Mammalia; Rodentia; Cricetidae.
CACCGUACCAUCUUCAGCGAGGAGCAGCUGCAGGCGCUCGAGGCGCUCUUCGUACAGAACCAGUAUCCCGACGUGGGCACGCGCGAGCGCUUGGCGGUCCGCAUCCGCCUGCGGGAGGAGCGCGUGGAGGUCUGGUUCAAGAAUCGCCGGGCCAAGUGGCGACAUCAAAAGCGUGCUUCAUCGUUGAGGCUCCUGCCUGGAACCAAGAAACCUCCCAAGGAGAGCUGUUGA